Papilio machaon (common yellow swallowtail) is the source of this 4118-nucleotide messenger RNA. RefSeq names its product kinesin-like protein Klp98A (gene Klp98A). The coding region runs from base 1 to 3930 and encodes 1309 amino acids. Gene Ontology annotation, molecular function: microtubule binding; phosphatidylinositol binding; ATP binding. The record is from RefSeq and is a predicted model, not a curated record. The transcript is spliced from 27 exons. NCBI's taxonomy places the organism in Eukaryota, Metazoa, Arthropoda, Insecta, Lepidoptera, Papilionidae. Gene Ontology annotation, biological process: microtubule-based movement.
AUGGCAUCGGUAAAGGUAGCUGUAAGGGUUCGCCCAUUCAAUCAAAGGGAGAAGGACAUGAAUGCCAAACUCAUUGUUCAAAUGGAUGGCAAAAAGACAAGACUCCUAACUGUAAAAAAUAGCAAAGAGCAAAACGAUGGCAGCCGUGAGAAGUACAAGGAUUUUACAUUUGAUCACUCCUACUGGUCGUUUGACCAUGGGGACAGUCACUACGCGUCACAGGAACAGGUGUUCUCUGACCUGGGCGUGGACGUCAUCGACAGCGCGUUCGAGGGAUACAAUGCGUGCGUGUUCGCGUAUGGACAGACCGGUAGCGGGAAGACGUUCACCAUGAUGGGAUCUCCGGAAUGUCAAGGUCUUAUCCCGCGGAUAUGUCGGCAACUGUUCUCCCGCAUGGCGGCGGGCAAGGAGUCAGGCUCCUCGUACCGUACAGAGGUCAGCUAUCUCGAGAUCUACAACGAACGCGUCAAGGACUUGCUGUCAGGGGACGCAGGACAUUCGCUUAGGGUCCGAGAACAUCCUAAACUAGGGCCCUAUGUGCAAGACCUUUCGAGACACUUAGUAUCGGAUUACGAUGAUAUACAGGAGUGCAUGACGCGUGGCAACCAGCAGCGCACAACCGCUUCGACGCAGAUGAACGACGUGUCGUCCCGCUCGCACGCCAUCUUCACGCUCACGUUCGUACGGGCCGGCUAUACUCGCCACAACAACAUGCCCUGCGAGACACUCUCCAAGGUUCAUCUCGUCGACCUCGCCGGCAGUGAGCGCGCAGACGCGACUGGUGCGACUGGACAGCGGCUGGUGGAAGGUGCUCACAUCAACAAGUCGCUGGUCACCCUCGGCUCCGUCAUCUCCGCGCUCGCAGAGUCCAGCCAACAGGCCGAUAAUCGUACUCCAAAAACUAAGAAGAAUGUUUUCAUCCCAUACCGAGAUUCCGUGUUGACUUGGCUUCUCAAAGAUUCUCUCGGCGGUAAUUCCAAGACGAUCAUGAUUGCUGCGAUAUCUCCAGCGGACUGCAAUUACGGGGAGACGCUGUCGACGCUCCGCUACGCCAAUCGUGCCAAGAACAUCAUCAACAAACCCACCAUCAAUGAGGAUCCCAAUGUUAAACUUAUCAGAGAGCUGCGUGAUGAGAUCGACAAAUUGCGUGCACAGAUCGCACACAAUACGAAUCCCGUGGAAGCGGAACCCGCGGUGCUGGCGACUCUGCAGCGUAAGGAAGCACAGGAGAAGGUGCUGACAGAGAAGUGGACGGAGAAGUGGCGCGAGACGCAGCAGAUCCUGCAGGAGCAGAAGGCGCUGGGACUGCGCAAGAGUGGUCUCGGUGUCGUGCUCGACUCUGACAUGCCGCAUCUCGUCGGCAUCGAUGAUAACUUGCUGUCAACCGGCGUCACUCUUUAUCAUCUCAAAGAGGGCGAGACGGUGAUCGGCAGCGAGGAGUUGUCGCCGACGCCGGACAUAGUGCUGAGCGGUGCGGGCGUGCUGCCGCUGCACUGCCGCGUGGUGCUGCGCGAGGGUGUCGCCACUCUGCUGCCCGCCCCCGGUGCACAGUGCUGGCUCAACACUGUGCUACUCGACGGACCUGCCAAGCUCAGCCAGGGUUGUAUAUUACUGUUGGGUCGCACCAACAUGUUCCGUUAUAACGACCCGGCGGAGGCAGCUAAGCUGCGGCAGGAGGGUAGCGCUUCCGUCAUGAACCUCUCACGUCUUUCGCUGCUCUCCUGGUCCACUACUGACCUCGCCGCAAGCACUGAGAACCUCAACACGACUCUAUCUGACCUGGAGAGUGAAAUAAAGUGCGAACGUAUCGAAGCGCAGCGAGCGGAGCUGGAGCGCGAACGUCAGCAGUUCCUGCUGCAGCAGCAGGAGCGGCAACGGCGCUGGCACGAGGAGCGCGAGCAGCUGCUCAUGGCGCAGAAGAAGCUUGACGAGGAGCGUUCAGCAAUGGAACGUGAGUACGCGGCAGCUUGCCGACGUCUGUCAGGUGAUUGGCGCGCGUUGGAGCGCGGUUGGGCGCUGCGCAGACGCGCGUUACGUUGCCGACAGCACGAGUUGGCAGCGCGCGUGCAGCGACACGGCGCAGCGGAGGUUGCUGCACGAGCACAUAUAGAAAAAGAGGAGGUUGAGAUAUCGAAUUUGCAAGAGAAACUCGGUGAUAAGAGAAAAGAGCUGAAGUCUUUUGUGGAAACCAGCAUCGAGGAUUUGCUGGGGAAAGGAUACGAAUUGAAUGAGAGUUCAUCUCCUAGUCCUGACAGUCCUGCAUCGGAGACGUCGACAGAGAGCCUGAUGCAUCUCCUGCAGCAGUGUGAACCCAACACUGCUAUCACGAUAAAGGAUACCGUCGACAGGCAUAAAAAAGAGUUGUUGGAGUUGGAACAGGAGUUGCAGAGCCGCGUGGCGACUGUGGCCUCUCACCGUGUGAAGGUGGAGCGGCUGCAGGCGGAGCUGGCCGCGCUGGGGGCGCAGCGCCGCGGCCUGCAGCGGGCACUGCGCGGUGCUCGCCCAGCCUCUGCUGACCCUGAGCACGACAGCGAUACUCCACCAGAAACACCUACAGGCGUGAAACGCAGCAAGUCAGAGCUAGUGUUGCGACACGCUCGCAACAACUCCCUCGACACUAGCGACACCCUCGACUCUGUCGACCCUCUUUCCGCCGCAGAGAGGGAGCUCUUUCAGAACAAGAAGUUGAGUCUAAGUUUAAGUUUGGACCCCCUCCCCUCGCCGAACUCCGCGUUACCCACAGACGAGACAUUCCACACGGCGACGAGCACGCCCAAGGCGUUCCCCGGAGACUCCGCCCCCGCCUCGCCCGCGCACCUUGUGGAGCCCCGGCCCCGCUUCCGUCUCGGCCCCGCACCGCCUGAUGACAGUGAUGACAUGUCCAGUACUGAGGAUUAUUGCAAGCCGAGAAUUGUGGAGGGACAGUCGUCUAGUUCAGUGGAGCGCUCUCCUGAAGAAAGACAUCAAAGGAUCAAAUAUCGUAAAAGGAUUACAGGAGAUAAAGGUCGUCGUCAGGUGACGGAGGCUGAGGCGCUGCGUGCGAUGCAGCGGCUGUGCUCGCGGAUCGCCUCACAAAAGCUGCUCGUCAUCUCCUCGCUGGAGAACGAUUGCUCCAAAGAGGAACUGAAUCGACAAAUUGCGGUACUGCAAGAACUACAAAAGAAGUACGUCCGGCUCGAGAUGGCGCUGCAGUAUUCGUUCUUCGACAACCAGGCGAACCGACGACCAAUCAUGGUGACACCGAUUCAGGAGACACCUUCUCUCACAUUGUCAGAGAGUGACAUGCAUGUCACCACUGACCAGACCAAUGACACGGAGCAGACCUUUGAAGAUCCCUUACUAAAUAGAUUAAAAGAGACAGAAGCGGAGGCAUCAGACAAUGUGUCGACGUCCAAUGACGAGCUGCCGUGUGAGGGGGCGUGGCGUGACCAGCUCGCAGCGGACCCGCGCGCACCCGUACCCGUACCCGUACCUGUACCUGUACCGAUAAAUGAUGACACAACAGCAUUAGGUCUAACACAUCCUAUUAAUUUUGCGGAGGUAGUGAGCAUACCGGGGUGGGUAGUGCGGGGCGCAGGCGCAGGUACCCAUCAUGAGUACGAGGUGCGCGUGUGGCUCGGCCCCCACUGCCACUGGCAGCUGCUGCGCCGCUACCGUCGCUUUCGGGAUCUCUACCUCGCUAUGCGACGUCUCUACGGCCAUAAGGUUGCAGCGAUCCCGUUCCCUGCGCGCGCGCUGUGGUCAUCGGAGGCGUUGGCGCGCGCCCGACGACCGCAGCUGGAGGCGUUCCUCCGCCGACUGUUGGCUGCGUGUGCGCAGGACUCACGUUGUCCGCUGCACGCCGCUCCACUAACCAGAGACUCGCUCGUUGCAUUCUCGCCAUUCUUCCGAAAGGGUGUGUUCGAGAGUGGCAAGUGUGGUACGGGAUGAUAUCGGCCGGAGCUCGCCACGGCGCGGGCGUUGGCGCGCUGCGUGACGCGUCUGGCGCGUCUGGCGGCGACCGCGGCACUGCUGCUGGCUCGCUGUGUCGCGCUGCUGCUGCUGCUGCUCUACCUCUGUGCGCCCAACCAGAGACAUCUGCGCCGCAGGUAGGGCACCAUAGACAACUGCGACAUGAC